Glycine soja is the source of this 480-nucleotide messenger RNA. RefSeq lists its product as uncharacterized. The record is from RefSeq and is a predicted model, not a curated record. Bases 1 to 480 code for a protein of 159 amino acids. NCBI's taxonomy places the organism in Eukaryota, Viridiplantae, Streptophyta, Magnoliopsida, Fabales, Fabaceae. The transcript has a single exon.
AUGGCAGGACCUGGUAGGGAUCAGAACCAUGAUGUCCUAGACUGCAUCACAACUGUGCUGGAAACUCUAGUGCAGGAACGUGAUGCGGAGCCGGCAGAGUAUCGGGGACUCAUGGCUUUCCGUACGAACCACCCGCCGAAGUUCAGUGGGGACUAUGAUCCAGAAGGUGCUAAGUUAUGGUUAGCUGAGACUGAGAAGAUUUUUGAGGCGAUGGGUUGCCUCGAGGAGCAUAAGGUCCCUUAUGCGACGUUUAUGCUCCAAGGAGAAGCUGAGAACUGGUGGAAGUUCGUGAAACCUACAUUAGCAGCACCUGGAGGUGUGAUUCCUUGGAAUGCCUUCAAGGACAAAUUCCUAGACAACUAUUUUCCACGAGAUCUCAGAAAGCGAAAGGCGAUGGAAUUUCUAGAUUUGAAGCAGGGAAACAUGUUCGUUGGAGAAUACACGGCCAAAUUUAAUGAACUUCUACAGUACUGGCCUUAA